AUGGGGAGGAAGCAUCGCACAACUUUGGACCUGCUCAAACCACCGUCGGAACACCGGGCUGCGCUGCAGAGGAACCAGCGGCAAGAAGAGCAGUUCAACAAACGGCACGGGGCACGAAAGCGUGAAUUUGGCAAAGGCGAUUCGGUUCACGCAAGCACAUUCGUUCACGGCAAGCUGGUCUGGCAAACUGGCACAGUAAUCGAACGCGUUGGCAACGUGAUGUACAACAUCUGGCUGGAAGACAAGAAGCGGCUCAUCAGGUCUCACACGAACCAACUCCGUGCUCGGGGGGGCUCAAAAGUCGAGGUCUAUCCGGAAGAAGCUGAGUCGGAGGUCAAGCUACCUCUGCACAUCCUGCUCGAGGACUUCCAGAUCAUCGAGGAUCCAGUAGUAGCCGAGGAUGAACAGCAGGUGCCGCCUGCACCACCGCAACGUCGGGCCAGGGUUCGACCACCGUCGGUUCUUCGCCGGUCCACUAGGAUUCGUCGUAUGCCGGAGAGGUACAACCCGUACUUCUACACCUAA
Culex quinquefasciatus (southern house mosquito) is the source of this 525-nucleotide messenger RNA. RefSeq lists its product as uncharacterized. NCBI's taxonomy places the organism in Eukaryota, Metazoa, Arthropoda, Insecta, Diptera, Culicidae. The coding region runs from base 1 to 525 and encodes 174 amino acids. The record is from RefSeq and is a predicted model, not a curated record. The transcript has a single exon.